AAGGCACUGAUAAUGGUGAUAGUGCUGGAGACCUUGAGGGUAAUGUAGGUGAGACCAAAGGUAGUGGUGAUGGUACUGAUGAUACUGAAGGCAAUGUAGCUCCUGGGGAAGGUGCUGAUGCAAUGACAGGUGAUGGACUAGGGUUGGGUGCAUCAACUGGGGAUGGGGCAGAAGUGGUUGUAGGUGCAAUAUUGUUUGUAUGGGCAUGUAUAUUCUCAGCACCUGCAGAUGAAGAAGGUAUAGGUGCAGGAGCUACGGGUGCAAUGUAUCCCAAGGUUCCUCUAGCAAUUGUCAUGGACACCAAACUACGAUUCUUGGAACACAAUUUGGCUAAGCCAAAAUCGAAAUCUUUGCAAGUGAUUUGGUUCAUUUCAAUGUAG
Sphenostylis stenocarpa is the source of this 380-nucleotide messenger RNA. Lineage: Eukaryota; Viridiplantae; Streptophyta; Magnoliopsida; Fabales; Fabaceae. The record is from the annotation of a GenBank genome assembly.